This is a messenger RNA of Pyricularia oryzae 70-15, 3847 nucleotides long. RefSeq lists its product as uncharacterized. Lineage: Eukaryota; Fungi; Ascomycota; Sordariomycetes; Magnaporthales; Pyriculariaceae. Gene Ontology annotation, biological process: regulation of DNA-templated transcription. Bases 490 to 3507 code for a protein of 1005 amino acids. Gene Ontology annotation, molecular function: DNA-binding transcription factor activity, RNA polymerase II-specific; zinc ion binding. The transcript has 2 exons. The record is from RefSeq and is a predicted model, not a curated record.
AAUCCCCCAGGCUCCCACUCGAGGGCAUUGCUGAAAUCUCAGGCUUCUUACUCCUCUUACCAUCAUUGUUAAUCAUCAUUCAUCAUUGUGUUGAGACCAACUCGCAGUCUCAGUAUAUCGUAAAGAAUACGCACGAGCUUUUGACACCUCCCUGUCAAUUAAGCCCAAAGCUACUGUGGGAACAAAGCCAAGCAGUUCCCAAUUGAGCUUGAAACCACUCCAGAGAUUGGUGGAAUCGGUGUGGUAGCUCAGCAUCCAGGUUGUCUGCUUCUUGAGUCGACUCGGAGCUGGCAACAAAGCAAGUCAUAUCAAUCGAUUGUGUGGCGAGGCGAAUCGAAUUGGCUGUGCUACUGGAAUCCAAAGAGCAAUUAAUUGUCAAAUCAAUUGAGAAAAAAGAAGAGAAAAGGGAGAAGUUGUGAUAUGAACUCAUAGCCAACAACACGAGCAACCAGUAUCAAUCAACAAACAACUCAACAUCAAUUCGACAGUAUGGCUUGGAACUCUGCCGCGAUGCCAAUCCAGGGGUUCACCGUCUUCCAGACUGCGCCGGGCGCCGUUCUGUCGUUUGUUCCCGCCAUGGGUACCGCCGAGCUUGACCAGCUCAUCGACGCUUAUGUCCUCCAGGCCGCCACGAUCCAGGAGAAGCGUGCCAUUGUCAGCAUGGAGUUCUUCACCCACAACGCCAUGACCAACCAGACACAUCUCUUCUUCCCGGUCAACAACCCCUUCAACUACGUGGCUGCGGUCACCGGCUCUCCGGCCUCGAGCCUCGGCGACUCCGGCUACGGCUCUUCGUUCAACGUCUCUCCUGUGACGCAGGAGAGCUUGACUCCCGUCUCCUCUGCUCCCGCGACUCCAGUCACUGCUCUGCAGCCAACAAUGAGCACACAGCGCAAGAGCCGGGUGUCGAAGCCCAAGGCAAAGACUACCAAGAAGUCUGCCUCGGCUGCCUCUCGCGCCUUUGCGCACGACUUCACCGGUAUGCCGGGCAUGCAGAUUCUGACCAAAGACGGUGUAGAUGUGACCAAUUCGGCACGGGGAGGAAAGACAAAAGAGGACCGUGAGCACGCACACUUGAUCCGCUUGCUCAAGUCUUGCCCGACCUGCAAGAAGAAGAAGAUUCGCUGCGAUCCUUCUCACAAGCGGGAUCUCCCCUCAAAACCGGCCGUCGCUGAGGCUCAGUCGGCAGUGAAGUCAAGGACUGUUGCCGCACCAUCUCCAGCAUCAUCCCAGGCCAGCAUCGAUGCCGCACAAGCCACGAAUGCAUUGAAAAUUGCACAACCGGCCGGAGAAUUUAUGGACUCGUUAGACUUCGACUUCGGUCUCGACGUCACCGACAUCGAAAACUUCUUGAACUUGGGAGCAGAGGCCACUCCUAACAUGGACUUUAGCUUCACCAUGGACGAGCAGGCCUUGUUCACCCCGGCCACCCCUACCACGAUGUCGCCUGUUCUUCGUAACUACGCCAGCUUCUCGCCGGCACAGUCGCUUAUGAUAGCAAAUGCUGUCACCGCCGGCGGCGACCAGGCAGCUCAGCUUCCGUACCUCCAGUCAGAGGGACACGCCGACAACUAUGUUGACUUUACGCUAUUCUCGCCGGCCGCGAGCCCGCUCGGCGAGGAGCCACGGGAGAUGCGCUCGGCGCACCCCUCGCCCAUCGAAGAAGAUUCGCAGCGGUCAGAUAGUCCUCGUCAACGUGGCUCUGGCCUCUCUGAGAGGAUAAGGUCUGCAUGCGGGGUUGUUGGUAGGGAACGGUCACCACUGUCUCCUGUUCUCCCCCAGAAUGUUCUUCCUUUUGUCAACUUCCUUGCCGUAGGCCCAGAAACCGGGCACAACCUAGUAGAUAGUACUGCCGACAGCAUUCGCGUAGACCUUGCUGAUGGAGGGGUCCGCCACGGAGGAACAGAUCACGGCGGCUCAGGUCUUGGGGGUACAGAUCAUGGCGGUUCAGGUUAUAGCGGGGGAGAACUUGUCGGCGGGGCCAGAGCCAUACCACAAGGACUCGGACUCCCUCUCGAUAGGAUCAAACCUCAGCAAGGGGGCGCCUCUCGGGGCGGCGUUCACACCGGGGUUACCGUCGCAGGCGAAAAACAGUCGCAGCCGGUCCACUCAACGAAGCCUCAACACGUUGCCUGGACAUCGACAGACGGCACUCGCCCCUCGAAUACCAUCGCACCGGCAGACCAAUCACAGUCGCCCCUGUCAACGCAGCUUCAACGCGUUGCCGGGGCCUUGGCUGGUGGUGCUCUUUCGACGAAUGCUACUGCAGGCGAAGACCACACAUCGUCGGCACAACAGUCAGCGCAGCUUCAACGCGUUGCCUUUGCCUCGACGGAUGGCGCUCACCUGGCGGGUACCGGCAAGGAACAAUCGCGGUCGCCCCUGUCAACGCAACGCCAACGCGUUGCCAGGACCUCGGCUGUGCUGCAACUCCAGCAACAACUCGAGCAACAACAAACUACUCAGCCCCACGACCAGCAGUCAUGGUCCAUUAGUAGCGGCUCCAUUAUCAGCGGCUCGAGCCUAAAUAUUCGCCCGGCAGCAUCAAACACGAACACGCCGACUGUUGAAGUCAAGUCAACAGCACCCGAGCAACGGGUGCUGAACACCUCGACGAUGAAACAGAUUUCGAGAACCUCCAACGUCGCAGCAUUGACAGAAGCUGCUACCCAGACUCGCAUCGGCGGACAAUCUUGGACGCAAUCCGCGCCGCUUUCGUCAAGAAAUACACACAAUGUCGACACCGAUCCUCAAGAUCGGCCCGACAUUUCGAUUCGUGCUCCGGUCGCGGAUGAUGCACAGGUCGUUUAUUCUCUGGGCGUCGCUGGAACAGAGCGUCACCGCCGUCGCGAGGACUCCACCCAGCAAAUCGAGGCAGUAGCCAGAGGCGUGCAGCAGCGCGUCUCAACUACAGCAGCCUCGACGGCCUCGGCCAAACCUAGCCUGGUUGGCAUGCCUCAGUCGCCAGAUCGACGACCCGCGCCCUGUCCACCGCCACAUGUACUUGUUCCAUCCCAGAGUGCCGUGGUCGGCUCAAGUGGCCUGGAUAAGAUCGAAGGCUCUGUGGCGACGAGGUCUCAAGUUUCGUCUGCCAUGAAGCCUGUCGUGAACAGGACAGAGACCGACGGCUCCGCGGCGGCGAGGAAGCGAUCCUCGUCUGUCGAGAAGUCUGUCGUGAAGACGACGAAGACGACACCGAUCUCGUCACCCACGAACGUGACCAUGACUUUGGGCAAACUCAGGACAGCCGCUGUAUCACCUCAAGAUGCAGUGUCCAGUCUCCUACUGGCCGUCGGCGCAGUUCUCAUGUUCGCGGCAGCCCUCCAGCAUCUGCAUGAUACAACUUUUACCAUGUCGAAGAUCGCCCUGUCAAUCUCACCCCUAGUACUUCGACACAUGAUGCCCGCCCUGCCAUCGCCGUCUUCGGCAUCGUCGCUAUUAUCCAGCAUUCGAAAAGAAGCAUCCACACGCGUCCAGCGACCUGCUGCACUGUGUGUCUUGGGCUAGGCGAUCUUGAGGUCCAGUGAGGAUCUCAUGAAUUACAGGCUGGACUUCAGAGUGUAUUUUAAACAUAGGGUGGGGAGAUUUAUGCAUGGGGUUCUUGCCUCUUUUCUUUAUCACUUGGUACGACCAACUUACGAUUUGUAUUUAGCGAUUCAUGAUGCGUUGCUUGCCACUUGCUUGAAGCAAACAGGCUUUUUCUGUAUAAAAACAGAUAUUGUAAUACACUACAAUACGUGUAAACAAGCAUGACAGGUGAUAAUCCUGAAAAAAAAACAAUGCUCAAUGACCGUCUCGACGAAAAGUGAAGUUUGCAAACAAACGAUGCACGCAAAUCAGGGUCACC